AUGCGAGAUCUUCGGUACAAUUUCUACAUUCUGAAUCUAUUUACACACGAGAUGAUCGAUCUACCUGAUGUGGACCGAAAGUCGUCUGAUGGUGUUAAUAUACGAUCCCCAGUGUUAUGGAUUGACGAGAAAACCAAAGAUUACGUUGUUUCAUGGGGAUUUGCAAGAAGUUGUGUGGUUUAUUCCAAGAAAGGAGAUAACUUGUGGAAGCAAAUCCCCAAAACUUCACAUUGUAUUGACUUGGUUUACAAGGAUCACAAGCUUUACUUCCUAAGCUACUCUGGUAGGGUAAAAAUCUUCGACUUUUCUGGAGAGAUCCCGCGAGAAACCUUUGAAUGCAGUGUUAUUCUGAGUGGAAUGGAGUUACCUCGUCGUUGUCGUCGACUACCUAAUUCAUGGUGCGUUUCUGAGACAAAACUUGUAGUCACAGUAACUGGAGAUAUCCUCAAGGUUGAAAAGUGGUUUAGACCUAGGUCUGGAAUCUGGUCUUUCCGUCUCUACAAGUUUUAUUCAUCAGGUUUCUACAAGAAACCUGAGCAACUUGACUCUUUGGGCGAUGAGGCAAUGCUUUUUGAUAAAAGGCAUCCCUGUGCUUGUCAAUGGCUUGGAGGGAGUCGAGAGAAAUGCCAUCUAUUUCACUAG
Arabis nemorensis is the source of this 642-nucleotide messenger RNA. Lineage: Eukaryota; Viridiplantae; Streptophyta; Magnoliopsida; Brassicales; Brassicaceae. The record is from the annotation of a GenBank genome assembly.